This is a messenger RNA of Oncorhynchus tshawytscha (Chinook salmon), 3112 nucleotides long. Its product is annotated as leucine-rich repeat-containing protein 75A. The record is from RefSeq and is a predicted model, not a curated record. NCBI's taxonomy places the organism in Eukaryota, Metazoa, Chordata, Actinopteri, Salmoniformes, Salmonidae. The transcript is spliced from 4 exons. Bases 1377 to 2714 code for a protein of 445 amino acids.
CAAUCCCCAUUCACCGUUCAGAAGAAACGGCAAAGGAUGUUGACCUAGCUAUAGUCCUUGCGAUAUCCUCUUAGCAGGACGUAUUUGUAGUGGGUUGAGCAGCCUGCCCAACCCAUUCUCAGUGCGAGGACUUGAGGAGAGAAGCGCUGUACACACCGCGCCUGCUCUGGUCGGCUCCUCCGACAGUGCGCAGCCUAUAUUCAGUCCCAACAAGAGACACCUUCAACCAGGUCGCGGACUCUACCUUGGCCACCGCCGAGACCGUUCAAACAGGACAUGCCUCGAAGAGCGAAUCAUAGAAUAUAGGAACAACGAAGCCAACAUCUUGCAAAGGAAAAGGUUGACAUCACGUGUGAAUGAUUUGGAGAAGCAGAGGUGAAUAAACGUAGCAGAUAAAGAUGUAAACAUUACCAUGUCCUGUCUCCAUCGCCACCACCACAUACGUUUAGCUUCCCCUUCUUUUUCUGCACAGACGCAGAAUGCGUGGAAUUAUUGAUUAAAAGGGAAGAGGAAGAGGAAUCCAAUGUGGACGGGAGGAGAGGAGGCACUCGCAACACUGACAGUCACAUCAAUUUAGUAGCGGCCCUUCAGAGGAUAACUGUUCAUAUUUGAAGGACAGAAAUGAAGUCGUCUCCAGGAUAGUGCUGUGAGCGAGUGCAUCUGACCAGGAGUUUGCUGGCGAUCUGCGGGACUGCUGCUCCCCGUAUUUGCGGCCAUGCUGCGGGAAUCAUCCCCCGAGCUCUUCCCGACUUGAGGGGCUUUUACCAGCCGAUUGUUAAAACAGUGCAGUCGUUAAAAUGAUUUCGUUGUCUAGAAGACGGAUAACCCCGAGGCUUUUUUUACAACGUUUGUUUCAUAUUUUGCUAAAGAACCCUGCGCAGAGAUAGCUGAUCAUAUUUCACUUAGCUCUUUAGCUCUGACAAUUUUAUCCUAACAAAAUUCUGUGGAAAACAUUUAAUUAUUUAUAGGCUAUGUUCCGCGAAUUGCAUAACAAAAGUUUUGGGUUGUGUCCCGGGUUGAGUGCGUGUCUGUUUGUGUUUAUAGUAGCACACGUAGCAGCCAAUUCGCUCAAGCUUAUUGUGCGAAUUAGACAUUGUAUUCAAAUCUGAACGCAUGUGUUGGAGGUUGUUUCCCCAACUGGUAUUGUACUCUUAACAGCUGGACAGUGCACCAUUCACUAGAGGACAGGUGUGUUGUCCAACUGGUCAGGUGGGGAACGAACCCAGAGGUCCUACCCACUUUAAGGCCUCUUGACUUCGUGUACAAGGUUUUAAUGUUUAGUUAAAAAGACAAAUAUUUUUAUGCAAGUCAGCCUUGCAUGACUGCCUGGGGGGAGGGAGCAAUUCAUUUUUUACAGCAGAUUCUAACAUCCAAACAUGGGCACCAAACAGACCAAAGGUGUUGGGGGCCAAGAGGCUGGGCCCAGCCCACAGCACGGGUGGAAACGGACCCCUACCAAGGAGAGGGGUGACCUCUUCACCUCCUUCAUGUUGAGGUCAGGGGACCGGCUGAGUCGUGGAGGGUCCCCUCCGCCCUACCAGCGCCGGAUAGGCAUGAUCCAGGAGAUGAUGCUGAUGGCCAAGCAAGGCAAACAGGACAAGGCCACAGAGAUGCUGCAGACACUCCGGCAGGACUUGGGGAUGGAGUCCACGUCUCUGGAUGACGUGCUGUACCGCUACGCCAGCUUCAGGAACCUGGUGGACCCCAUCACCCACGACCUCGUCAUCAGCCUGGCCAGAUACAUCCAGUGCCCCCCCAAGACAGGCCCGGGGGAGGAUUCUCUGGGUGCCAUGGAGAAGGUGUGUCGCCAGCUGACCUAUCACCUGAGCCCACACUCACAGUGGAGACGGCAGGGCAUACUGAAGAGGAAGCCGCAGGCAUGUCUCAAGGUGAUGCUGUCGACACCUCCCCCUAACGGGGCGCUGGACCUUUCGGGCAUCCCCCUGACGGUGCGUGACAUGGAGCGCCUGUGUGCCUACCUGCAGCGCCACGCGCCCAUCAUCUGCAGCCUGGAGCUGGGCUUCACCGAGCUCACAGACGACGCCUUCCUCCUCCUCCUGCCCACGCUGGGUGCGCUGCCCCGGCUGGAGACCCUGGCCCUCAACGGCAACCGGCUGACCCGUGCCGUCCUCAAGGAGCUGACGGACAGCCUGAAGGACCCGGCCAGCUUCCCCAGUGUCACGUGGAUCGACCUGGGCAACAACGUGGACAUCUUCUCCCUGCCCCAGCCUUUCCUGGUAAGUCUGAGGAAGCGCUGCCCCAAGCAGGGCAACCUGCCCACCAUCCUGGAGUUUGGUGAGAGCCAGGCCAGCGAGCCCGAGGGGAGGGUGGGAGAUGAUGACGAUGACAGAGAUGACAUCAACAGGACAGAGAGCAUGGAUGAGCUGAGGUCGGAGGUGGAGGGGGAGAUGGACGGAGAGACGGAGAUUGAGGAGAUGAUGGAAGAGUUGUUGGACUUUGACCUGGAGGUGCAGGGGAAGGAGGACGAGAUCGAGGACAGCAUGUGGACAAUGGAGGAGCAGAGGAGGGAGGAGACACGGGGACAGGGAAUUAAGAAGAUGGUGGAGAGGGCGGAGCUAGAGGAGGAAGACACACAGAGUCAGUCUUCCCACUUGUCGUGCUCCAGCCAAUCGCAGCAUUCUUCUGGAGUGGUUGAACUGAUGAAGGAGGAAGAAGGAGAGGAGGGAACUGAUCAGUUAGACCCCCUGACCUGAGCAAGAACCCCGGUCCACUCUGCUUGGAACUUCCCCUCCCACGUUUUGUCUAGAAUGAGAAGAGAGCAGUACCAGCAAGCAGUGAACGUUCGUAUAACGUUAGGUAACGUUCGUGGAAUGCAUAGGUAUCCGGAAAUUGUUUCCUGGGUUGGACAUCUGGGGGAGGGGCUCUGUCAUCUCAACCGACUGGAAUGGUUCCGGAAUAACCAACCGAUCUGGGUGGACUGUUCGUCCACGGAUGCACAGUUUAGGGAGAUGACAAUCCAGGUUGAAAGCGGACUUUUGUGAUAACUCUUAUUGUUGUUUCAUUAUGAAUUAGGAUUAUAAUCCUCUGUAGUAAAGAGUAAUAGAUAUAUUAUAUAUCAAAUGUAGAAAACAAAUAAACAUAUUCUAAUGUA